This is a messenger RNA of Helicoverpa zea (corn earworm), 7984 nucleotides long. It is a transcript of the gene sev, whose product is annotated as proto-oncogene tyrosine-protein kinase ROS. Gene Ontology annotation, molecular function: ATP binding; transmembrane receptor protein tyrosine kinase activity; protein binding. The transcript is spliced from 38 exons. The coding region runs from base 295 to 7746 and encodes 2483 amino acids. Lineage: Eukaryota; Metazoa; Arthropoda; Insecta; Lepidoptera; Noctuidae. Gene Ontology annotation, cellular component: membrane; signaling receptor complex. The record is from RefSeq and is a predicted model, not a curated record. Gene Ontology annotation, biological process: positive regulation of kinase activity; multicellular organism development; regulation of TOR signaling.
GGAUGCGCACAACUCAGUCCACGAGUAGCUUUAGUUGCGUACGCGCACUUUGCCGGGCUUUUUGAAUACGUAGGAUUAUGACUUCUUGCCGCGUGUACGAUAUCGCAAUGCAGCAUUUAUUUACUGUUGAACUGUAAACUCAACGCUUAAGCGUGAAAAUAGUUUUGUUUAUAAACAAUUUAAUGUUAAAAUCAGUGAUUUUGAUUUUGAAAAAAACAUUGCGGGAAAAUGAGUGAUUCGUGUGAAGGUGCGCAGGAGUGAAUUCAGCAACGGUGGCGGUGGUAAGCGGGCACAAUGAGUGCGCCGCUGAAUUGGCACAAAUGGCUAGUGUUGUCGCUGCUCGGAUUGGCUUUGUCCGCUCGCACAAUUGGCUGCGAUUACAGUUCCAUCACCGAGAAAUUUGGAGCGGAAGCUGUGACUCGAUGCAAUGAAAAAUGCCCGUUCCAGAAUCGAACUGGGGAUGGCCAUUUCGACGUAAGCUGUGGAUCCGAUUGCAGUGUGCAACAAUGCAAACUGGGGUGUAGCUUAUGGCAAGAAGGAUUGGAAAAUUCAUGUCAAAUCGUUUGCAAUGUCACAUCGGAGACUGUAUUUUCGCGGGAACUGUACUGUGUUAUGGGCUGUAACGAGGCUUUGAAUACUUACUUUCAAAAGUUAAGAGAAUUGAUUGGCGUACCUACUGCACCAGCUUUGGUAGCCGAUAGUCUUACGGCUACAUCUCUAUCUCUUGUGUGGGAAGCACCCAAUCUAGGGAACCUCAGCUACAUGGUACAAUGGCGGUAUGAGGAGCUACCGGGCACUUGGCAAUAUUAUUCAAACUCUAGUCAUUCAGACCAGUCUAUUAUAAAUGUGGACGGUCUUAGGCCAUACACUAAAUAUAGGUUCCGAGUGGCUAUAUUCCUGUCUGGUCGAGGUGGUGCUGGAGAGCCGGUUUACUCAGCGCCAUCAGUGGUAAUAUCUACCUUAGAAAAUGGCAAGCCUAGCUCAGCACCUUCGACAUUAAGGGCCGUUGCUCCAGACCCCAGCCGAGUGGCCAUCUCUUGGGAACCAGGCCCAUUUCCAAAUGGACCAUUGAUCUCAUACGUUUUGCGACUAACGGAUACUCAGCCUAACACCAACGAUGCUCUUGAGGACAUGCCAGCAUCGAACAACACGUUGUUUUACAUGUUUCAAAAUUUAGCUCCCGCUCGUGAGUAUGAGGUAUCGGUUGCUAUGCGUAACGCAGUGGGAGAAGGCCCGAGAGCUUAUGUUAGGAUAUCCACACCUCCUUUACCGACAUCUGUUCCUAGUCAGCAACCUAUUUUAAUUUUGGGUGGAGAACAGAACGUUUUAGCAGCCCCCGCCAAUGACAUGUUGUCAGAUCCUGUAGAGUUAUAUAGCACGGAACACUCAAUCACAGGCGUGGGACUAGAUAUAUCAAGUGAUUCCCUUUUCACAUCAGUAUCAAAUGGUUACGUAUAUCGCAGCAGCCUUUCUAAGAAGAGCGCUUCUGAGACAAUAUUAACACCACAAAAUUAUAAGCCUCAGGAUUUAUCAGUAGAUUGGUUGAAUCGUCACUUGUACGUCCUAGGUGAAGUUCACUACAGUGCUGUGGAUUGGUCAAAUAGAACCUAUAUAACCAACUGGGAAAUACUACGGUGUGAUUUUGAUGGAAAAAAUCUUAUAGUUGCGUUGUCAGGAUUCAACUCUCGGCCGAUUCAUUUUGAAGUGGAUGCUUAUAAUGGUUACUUGUUUUGGGCUCAACAAGGGGGUGACCGCGGUGGUCUGUACAGACUCGACUUGGCAAACAUAUCAAAUGGUAUUCCUCACAGCGCGAAGCCAGAAAUUAUAGUUCGUGAUGCAAACCUAGGAGCUUUUACUGUGGAUCAUGCAGAUUUUAGAAUACUUGUUGCACAUCUGAGAAGGAACACGGUGUUAGCUGUGUCACUUGAUGGACGAGAAGUUGCCGAUUUUCGAGCAAACACUCAAACCCCAAUGUUUCUAUCAACGCGAUCUAUUGCAUACGCCGGUGGGCUUUUUUAUUGGACGAAUGGCAAAGAAAUGUUGACAGAGGAAUACCACGGUCAAAGCGACAGUUACUUCCACAACGAAUAUCCUUUGGCCUAUAACACCAAGACAAUAGCAACAAGACAGGUUUUGGUAGCUUUGCGAAGUUGUCAACCUAUUCCAGUGCCCGUGAAUCCGCCAUUAGGGUUACAAAGUGUGAUGGGCAUCAAUCAGGCGAAGGUUUCGUGGAACCCUCCUCAUCUGUUGGGUCAUCAGGGAAGUGGAGCCUGGCAACAAUGGACAUUCCAUCUCCAGUUAACGCAUGUUGAUUCAGGGGACGUAAUAGACAUUAAAAAUAUAACAGAAUCAAGGAGCAUUGUGGAUAAUUUGAAGCAAGAUGCUGAAUAUGUAAUUAGGGUAGCUGCUGUUACCGAAUCUGGUUCAGGUCCAUGGUCGUCUGAAUUCGUUGGCAAAACAUUACCCUCAUCGCCAAACACUUUGCGAAGCACUUUAUUGUGGUCAGGGCCAGAUGGCCUAUUGCAAACUGAUCUCACUGGAGACAAUCUACAAAUCUUAAUCCACAAGGAGAUUCUAAGAAAAUUUCAAAUUACCGACAUUUCUUGGUACCGUGACAAACUAUAUUUGGUAACCAAUGCAUCUACCGUAAUAUGGUUUAACACCACAACUUUUGAGACUGGUUUAAUGUCUAACAUGGAAAAUGUGGGGAGUUUAGCAGUGGACUGGGUCGGCAAGAAAUUGUAUUGGUCAAAUCCGAAACAACAAUUGAUAACACGAGGCAAUUUAGACGGUGGCAACAGAGAACCAGUACCAAUUGUGACGGUCGCUAAAGAACUUACAAUAGACUCGUUAGGCGCCUACAUAUACUGGAAUACAGGCCACGCGGUUGAGGCGGCUAGACUUAAUGGAGAAAAUAAGAUGAUUUACUAUCCUGCGCAGUUAUUUAGUGGCAAACAAGUAAUGGGACUGACAGCGGAUCUAGAAGAGAAAUGGCUUUAUUGGCUUGUUCGAAGUUACGACGGAUCCGAACUUCACCGAGCUCCGACAGCGGAUCGAAUCACACAUGGAGUAAAUGAAGUAUCAGGAUCACUGGUGACACGUUUAUCAGGCACGGCGACGUUGGGUCCUCUCUGCUACUUCAGCGGUCGUCUCGUGUGGGUGCAGGACGCUUCUCGCGCGGUUGUGUCCGACUUGGCAGGGAGAUAUACUGCUGAGUUGCUGCCCAGGGUGCAUGUCAUUGCAGUACGGGAUCCGUCCCUGCAUGCGGACAGUGAAUCUUUAAUAGCAAUUCCGGAGACGAUUAAUUCGUCAUCAAUAGCAGUAGUGGGUGAGUGGGACAGGUUCAACGUGACUUGGGAGCCAGCCACCAGCGUCAACGUCAACAACAGUCGAGUCUAUUACGACGUCAAUCUACAUUUCCCUGGACAGUAUAACAUAGAGAGGACAGUGGACGUGCCGUGGGUGGAAGUGGUAUCGGUAUCGGUGGGUCCGUACAGCAGCAUGGAGGCGCGAGUGCGAGCGCAUACGCACUGGGGCGGCGGCGGCGCGGCGCGGGCCCGCUUACACUCGCCGCAGGCGCCGCCCGCCGCCCCUAGAGCGCCUAGGAUAUAUGUACAACCUGCGCUAAGUGGAGGACCGCUAUCUGCAAUAUUCCGAUGGGGCAGUCCGGGCCGCGCUAACGGGAUCAUCCGUGGCUACGAAGCGCAGUGCUGGGUGACGGCUGCCGACUCCACCUCAGCUACUAAACCUUCUGCCUGCGCCGACGCACAUCUCUCGCCUUCUCACACGCAACUCAUGCUGAGAGACUUGACGCCGGCUUCCAAAUACUUCUUCCAAGUGCGUGCCCAUACGGACGCAGGAUACGGACAAUAUUCUGAAGUUGUAUCAACAUCGUCUGACGAAGUAAAUCCCAUACCUAAAGUGAUGGUGUCCUCGCAAGAAUCUAUCAAAAUUAUAGACCUAGACUCCGGAGAAAGUGAAACAAUUCCUAAAAGUACUGGAAUUCCUGUAGACUUUGCAGUGUCCACUGAAGAAAAUAUAGUUUACUGGGUUAAUAACUUGGAAGAAAUAUUCUCUUCGAGGAUUAACGGCAGUGGCCAUUUUAAGCUGACGUCAAUCAAUGGUUCGGCGACCAGCAUGUGCGUGGACUGGGUGAGCAGGUCCGUUUACUGGACGCAGUUGGAGAUAACUUCUAUUGAAUCGUACGUCACAUACCGAGCUGAUCUCGGGUUGACCAAUAGCCGGCCACAUAUAACAAGGGUAUUUUCCAGAAAACAACCCAUCUAUAGUCUACAAAUAGCACCACUACAUCGAACAUUGUUUUGGUACGAGGAAAGUGGCCAUCAAGGACUAGGAACUAUAAUGACAUCAUUCUUAAACGGAUCUGAUAUUAAACCUUUCUUUAGAAAUUCUGAGGGCACAGGACGUGAUUGUAACUGUCCCGAAGACCCUCAGGUGGCUAGACCUUUUGUCAUUGACAUGACCAAGAGCAAGAAUUAUGAUUUGUAUUGGGUAGAUCCUUGGGUACACCACAUAAUAGCGACCGAUAUGGACGCCUGCAAAUGUAGAAUAGUGGUCGAUGCUACCGAAAAGAAAAAAUACGGGUUUACUCCCAUGUCAAUAACAGUAGACAGUAGAUACGUUUACUGGUUCAAUUCUACUCAGAAGGAAAUAUUUUAUACCACUAAGUAUCAUAAGACGAGAAUAGAAGAGAGGAAAACUUCAUAUGGAUACAAAAUAAUGGCCUUGGAUCCUGGAAAUCAACCGUACCCUUCAAGAACGUGUCUCUUCCCUAAGAUACUGUACUUAAGACCAAAAGUUGUUUCAAAUUCAGCCAACAGUUUAACGUUACACAUGCCACCGGUAGAAAAACCUAAUCGAUGCCAUUCAUUGGAAUACGAAAUGUCUACAACAGAGUACACGAUAUUUUAUAGAGAGAUUGGAAAAGACACUUCUGCUUGCGACAAAGAAUCUUGCGCAUACGUUACAACUACCAACACAGAAGUAGUGAUCAAUGAACUGAAACCGUUUACUAACUAUUCAGUGAUGUUGGAAGCUACGAACUACUACGCGAAAUUACACGAAAUUAAGCCACUUGUUGGUUCGCCGAUGAUUCUACAGACUGCGGCUGAGGCUCCAACAGCACCCAAAAACGUGACGGGAAUAGUGUUAAGCCCGGUACUAGCGCAUGUAGAAUGGAAGCCUGAUCCUGGACUCUUGUACGAGGUUCACUGGAGAACUGAUGACUCCCCUUCGUUGGUGCACAAGCUAAAAGAACACAAUGCAUUUGAGGUAUGGGGUGGGCGCAGCGCCAACCUGACGCGACUCUCUCCCAACACGUCAUACACGGUGUGGGUUCGCGCGCACUCCAACCACAGCGUGGUGGUGGCGGACUCCGCGCAGCUGCGCCUGCGCACCUACCCGCAGCCGCCGCCGCUCUCCGUCGCCACCCUCACGCCCUACGAGAUACGCGUCUCGUGGCAUCCGCCUACCUCGUACCAGCUACUACACUUUAAAAUGGAGUACUCAGAGGCCCCGCCAUCAACUGGCUCCUGGAAAGCGUGCACAAGAGACGAGAAAGACGAGUGGUUAGCGUCCGAGCUUCGGCCCCGCUCGCGCUAUGUAUUCCGUCUCCGUUUGCAGUAUGUGGCUAAUGCACCGCCGUAUUACUGGCCAGACGACGAACGCUUUACUUUUGAAACACAUGGUGAUGUGCCGGGCCCACCGGGUCCCUUGCGCGUGGAAGGAGUGGGUGAUCGAGUAUUGCGCGUAUGGUGGACGGAACCUGACACGAGAGGUUCUCCCAUCAUAGCCUAUCGCGUUUGGGGACGGCCGCAGCAUAGGAUUACCCAGGGAAGUGAAAACAUCACAAAGAAUCUCAGUGAUCUAUUGCCGGCGAACUUACCCUCCGACAUCGACGAUAAAAUGAAGAUGCGCAUCGCCAGAGAAGGGCUGGAAUUGCUGCAUAACGGAACUGAGACGUACUGGCUGGUGAGCGGCGCGGAGGCGCUGGGCGCGGGCUGGCGCGCGCGCGUGCAGGCGCGCAACGCGCACGGCUGGGGCGCGCUGUCGCCGCCCGCCGCGCUCGACGCCGCCGCGCUCUCCCCGCGACGACCACCCGCCGCUGCACUCGCGCUUGCCUUGCUGGCAGCUUUGGCAGCCCUGCUGGCUGUUGCCGCCGCUGUCUUCUACGCAGCAUACAAUGCCCGAGCUCGGAAGAAGGCAGCUGUCGAAAACCAAAUCCCUGUGAACCCCACGAGACGCGGACCUGAUGUCGAACUUGCAACAUUGAGGCAGUUACCAACGAGACACUCCACCAAUAUACUUUAUAAUCAGGGUGUACAUUGUCCAACGGACGCAGAACUGGCUAGCUUACCCCACAUUCGCCGUGAACAGAUAACGCUAACAAAGUUCCUUGGUUCGGGAGCAUUUGGGGAAGUAUUCGAAGGUGUCGCCAGACAGAUCAACGGGAGCACUUCUGAUACGAAAGUCGCCGUCAAAACAUUACGCAAGAGUGCCACAGAACAAGAGAAAACAGAAUUCCUAAAAGAGGCCGCCUUGAUGUCGAACUUCAAACACGAACAUAUUCUACGUCUACUCGGAGUUUGUCUCGACAAUGAUCCUAAUUAUAUAAUCAUGGAGCUCAUGGAAGGUGGCGAUUUGCUUAGCUACUUGAGAGGCAAACGCGUUUCACUGUACACAUCAGAAUCCCUGACUCUAUUGGAUCUCCUAAACAUGUGCGUGGACGUGACGAAAGGAUGCCGUUACUUAGAAGAGAUGCACUUUGUUCACCGCGACUUGGCCUGCCGCAACUGUUUAGUGGCACACCGGGGUAACGGCAGAGUUGUGAAGAUAGGAGACUUUGGACUCGCUCGAGAUAUCUACAAAAAUGAUUACUAUAGGAAGGAAGGAGAAGGUUUGCUUCCGGUACGAUGGAUGGCCGUGGAAUGCUUGGUAGACGGAGUAUUCUCGUGUCAGUCCGACGUGUGGGCUUGGGGAGUUCUUUGUUGGGAGGUUCUGUCUUUAGGGCAACAACCAUACCCCGCGCGUACCAACCGACAAGUGUUGUCUUACGUUCGCACCGGGGGCACGCUAGAUAGACCACCUAACUGUCCUUCAGCAUUCUACGACUUACUGCAGAAGUGCUGGAGUUACUCAGCAGAGGCACGGCCUUCAUUCCGGCAGUGCCUGGAGGUGGUGACGGCUCUCAGGGACAAGACGUCCGCCAACAUCACGCUCACCGCCACGCCCACGCCCGCGCCGCAUUACCUCACGCUGCUUGGAGACGACGCCGUUGACAACCGCACCUACUUACUGGACGAGAAUGACAACGCCUGCUUAGAUGAAGAUUUCCCAGAGCACCACAUGGAGCCGUCGCGACUUCUUCCCGAACGAACUCCGAAGUACUUGGAGUUAAUGUACGACAGCGAUUCGGCGCCCGGCACUAUCUGUGACGGCUACGAGAUUCCCCGGGCACCGAUCACGUACAUGCCACCAUUCUCAAGACACAGCAUAGUCGGUGUCGCACCCAAUAGACUGAUUAAGGCUCCGCUGUACAGGACACAUUCCUUACGAACUCACAGACGACCUCCCAACGCCACAAUAAUCCCUCUGCGGAACGGCUUGGUGAAGCGAUCUUCGUUGUGUGAAGAAAUUAGCGGUCGAGAACCGAGAGCUUGCUCGUCACGAGAAACACCCCGUGUUGACUUAGAUUUCGAGAAACACGUAUUCAAGACUCCAUUUUGAACUGUGAUAUUAAAAUUAUGAUAAAAAUAAUUAUGCAAUGUGUAAAUUUUUCCACCGAAUGAGGAUACUGUUCUAGAAUUAAGUGAAUAUUUAAUAUUAUUUAUUUUCACUAGUUUACAGUCUGUAAAUAGAGUUGAGUAAAAUUGUUGUACAUAUUAGUGUAAGCCGUCUUGCUAGACAUCACGAGACAACAUAAUAAUGCAUUUAAUUAGCCAAUUAAAUAAAUAUAUUGCUCGAA